AUGAAGUUCACUGCAAUCUCUCUCGCGGCCUGGGCUGCUCUGGUCAGCUCCACCGCCAUCGAUGUCAACAAGAGAGCUUCUGCUCUAGAGGUCACGCUGGAGGCUGUUGGCAACAGCAAGGUCAAGGCAUCUGUUACCAACACUGCCUCCCAAGGAUACAACCUCUUCUACAAAGGGUCUUUCCUUGACAGCAGUGCACCCGUGGACAAGUUUGUGGUUUCCAGCAGCUCCGCACGAGCUGCCUUCAACGGCGUCCUCCUGCGAGUAGCAACCUCUGACAGUGUCCUCACUGCCGAGAACUUCGUCGCCAUUGAAGCUGGCCAGACCAUCUCCACCGAAGUCGACCUCGCCGAGCUCUACGAUGUCGAAACAACAGACUCCUACACCAUCCAAGCCCAAGGCGCCCUCCCCUACGCUGAACUCGGUGCCACCAACCUCACCGGCUCCGCUCUCCCCUUCACCAGCAACCAACUCGCCAUGACCAUUGACGGCGCACAAGCCAAAACCGUCGCCUACGCCAUCGCAGCCACCACCUCUCUCGAGAAACGCACCCGUCUCCAAUCCUGCUCCUCCUCCACCCGCCUCUCCACCCUCCACACCGCCCUCUCCAACUGCGCCCGCCUCGCCACCACAGCCGCCACCGCCGCGACCUCAGGCUCCUCCUCCAAAUUCCAAGAAUACUUCAAAACCACCUCCUCAUCCACCCGCUCCACCGUCGCGGCCCGCUUCCGCGCCGUCGCCUCCGACUGCUCUUCCACCUCGUCCGGCAGCACCACGACCUACUGCGGCGAUGUUUACGGGUACUGCGCUUCAGGAGUCCUCGCGUACACCAUCCCGUCGCUGAACGUCAUCGCUUACUGCGAUUUGUUCUAUACGGCUCUGCCUGGUUUGACGGGUACGUGUCAUGCGCAGGACCAGGCGACCACGGUGUUGCAUGAGGAGACGCAUGCCCCUGCGGUGUACUCGCCCGGGACGGAUGAUUAUGCGUAUGGGUAUUCGGCGGCGCAGCAGUUGAGUAGUGCCCAGGCGGUGUUGAAUGCUGAUACGUAUGCGCAGUAUGCUAAUGCGCUUUACGUGGGGUGCUAG
Messenger RNA from Zasmidium cellare ATCC 36951, 1086 nucleotides. RefSeq lists its product as uncharacterized. Lineage: Eukaryota; Fungi; Ascomycota; Dothideomycetes; Mycosphaerellales; Mycosphaerellaceae. The record is from RefSeq and is a predicted model, not a curated record. Gene Ontology annotation, biological process: proteolysis. The transcript has 3 exons. Bases 1 to 1086 code for a protein of 361 amino acids. Gene Ontology annotation, molecular function: metalloendopeptidase activity.